Molecule: messenger RNA, 4875 nt
Organism: Heterocephalus glaber (naked mole-rat)
Lineage: Eukaryota; Metazoa; Chordata; Mammalia; Rodentia; Bathyergidae
Source: RefSeq, a predicted model, not a curated record
AUGAAGAGAGUCCGGGAGGUCGUCUUCCGUUCUCAUACAGGACACCCUGAUCAAGUUCCCUACAUUGUCACUUGGGAGAGUCUAAUCUGCGACCCACCCCCAUGGGUCAGGCCCUUUUUGCCUCCGCAGAAACAGCAGCCAGAGGUAAUCCUGACAGCCUGUGAAAAGACUCCCAGAGAGCAUGACGAAAAAAGGCAAACUGAAACCAAGCCGACCAUGCCACUUUACCCGGUCCUCCAAGGAGGGACCAAGGAAGAUCUCAUCCCCCCCACACACUCUCUCUCUUCUCCCCCAAGGCAGCAGGCAGAAAGAGAGGACCCGGGCCCAGCUGGAGCUGGGGAAGGAGGGCCGGCCCCGGGUGCCGGCAACCAUGGUGGCCCCACCCAGAACACUCGCCACCGGCGUGCUGCCUCGCCAAUGGGCCCAGCAGACUCUACUCACGCCAAAUUCUCCGAUAACCCUAGGGAUUUGAUUAACCUAUUAGAAACUGUUUUGUUUACUCAUCAUCCCACUUGGGAUGAUUGUCAGCAGCUCCUCCAGAUCCUGUUUACAACAGAGGAGCACGAAAGAAUCCAGAACGAGGCCAGGAAAUUGGUUCCUGGCGACAAUGGUCAACCCACCACCAAUGUUGACACUAUCAACAUUUCUUUUCCUUUGUCUCGGCCCGAUUGGGACUUCAACACAGCAGAAGGUAAGGAGAGACUCCGGGUCUAUCACCAGGCUCUGUUGGGAGGUCUCAAAGCGGCAGCUCGCAAGCCCACCAAUUUGGCCAAGGUAGGAGAUAUACAGCAGGGGCCGAACGAAAGCCCUGCAGCCUUCCUAGAGAGAAUUCAGGAAGCCUUCCAUAGGUAUACUCCUAUGGACCCAGAAGCAACUGAGACAAAGGCAGCUGUAAUAAUGCAUUUUGUCAACCAGGUGGCACCAGAUAUUAGGAGAAAGUUACAGAAAGUAGACAGGUUAGGAGAGAAGAAUAUUCAGGACUUAGUGGCAGUGGCGGAGAGGGUAUAUAACAACAGGGAAACCGCAGAGGAGAAACAGAUAAAAGCAGAUGACUGCCAGACCCAAAACUUGGCUCAAAUUCUUCUGGCCACCACUGUGGGAGAGCUGAGGGAAUGUGAACGUCAUUUAAAAAAGAUUGCAACAGAAGGACAAGGUAAGGGGGGACAUAGGGAUUGCCCCCAAUUAGGAAAGAACCAGUGUGCUUAUGGCAAAGAGGAAGGCCACUGGGCUAAAGAGUGCCCCAAAAGGCCACAGGGGGCCCACCCAAAGGCCUCUGUCCUGGCCAUGGACGAACUAAGUGACUAGGGGGGAUGGGGCUCGGUGCCCCUCCCCGAGCCCAGGAUAACCCUUAAAGUGGAGGGGGAGCCCAUUGAGUUCCUGGUAGAUACCGGCGCUCAACAUUCAGUUCUGCUUAAACCACAUGGUCAUGUUUCUGACAAAACUUCCUGGGUUCAAGGAGACACAGGCAUGAAAAAAUAUUCAUGGACUACCCAAAGAAUGGUGGACUUGGGAGUGGGCUGGGUAACCCACUCAUUUAUGAUUAUACCCGAAUGCCCCUACCCUUUACUUGGAAGAGACUUGCUUACUAAAUUAGGAGCCCAAAUCCAUUUUCAGCCUGGGGUGCAAGAGAGAAACCCCAUCCAAGUGUUAACUAUGAGCCUUGAGGACAAAUAUCUGCUAUAUCAGAAGCAGUCCCCUCCUGAUCCUGACGUGGAACAAUGGCUUGCCAUGUUCCCGCGAGCAUGGGCUGAGACUGGGGGCAUGGGGCUGGCCACACACAGGACACCUGUGUUUGUAGAGAUAAAGCCAGAAGUGGACCCUGCACGAGUUCGCCAAUAUCCCAUGUCCCUAGAGGCCCGUGAAGAGAUAACUCCGCACAUCAGAAAGUUGCUGACUCAGGGUAUUCUGAGGCCCUGCCAAUCGGCCUGGAACAUCCCCUUGUUGCCGGUGCAGAAACCUCACUCAAAUGACUAUCGACCAGUACAGGACCUCUGUGAGGUGAACAAGAGGGUCAUAGAUAUCCACCCUAUGGUGCCUAAUCCAUACACCCUUCUGAGCUCACUUCCCCUGAGCCAUCAAUGGUACACAGUCUUAGACCUCAAAGAUGCUUUCUUUAGCCUUCUGCUGGCACCUAGAAGCCAGCAUAUCUUUGCAUUUGAAUGGAGUGACCCAGAACAAGGCUUCAACGGACAGUUGACCUGGACCCGGUUACCUCAGGGGUUCAAAAGUUCUCCCACCAUCUUCGAUGAGGCCCUGCAUGAGGACCUGGGUGAGUUCCGCCUCCAAAACCCCCAAUUGACUCUGUUACAAUAUGUAGAUGAUCUCCUCAUAGCAGCUGAGACACAGGAAGACUGCUUAGAUGGAACCAAGAAACUCUUAACAGUCAUAGGGGAACUGGGAUACCAGGCGUCUGCCAAAAAGGCCUAAAUCUGUAAACCUGAGGUAAGCUACCUGGGGUAUAUGCUUAAAAAGGGGCAAAGAUGGCUGUCAGAUGCUAGAAAAGAGACAGUUCUUAAGAUGCCCGCACCAGAUUCCCCUUGAAAGGUUAGAGAAUUCUUGGGAUCAGCUGGCUUCUGCUGCUUAUGGAUACCGGGGUUCGCGGAGCUUGUGAGGCCCCUUUAUGAGGCAACUAAAGACAAUCAGGCCUUUCAAUGGACAGAUAAACUACAAAAGUCUUUUGACCAAAUUAAGGCUGCCUUGUUGUCAGCACCAGCCUUGGGCUUGCCCGAUGUUACUAAGCCCUUCCACCUCUACAUUGAUGAGAACAAGGGAGUUGCCAAGGGCAUCGUAGUCCAAUACCUAGGGCCAUGGCACCAUCCAGUGGCAUACCUAUCAAAAAAACUCAAUCCAGUUGCGUCCAGAUGGCCCCCAUGUUUAAGGAUGAUCUCGGCAGUGGCCCUGAUGGUCAAAGAUGCUGACAAGUUAACACUGGGCCAAGAACUGUACAUGACCACCCCCCACGCUAUUGAGGGAGUCCUAAAACAGCCUCCGGAUCGAUGGCUCAGUAAUGCCCUCCUGACCCACUACCAGGGCUUACUUCUAAACCCAACCUGAGUUGUUUUUCAGACCCCAGCUGCCUUAAAUCCAGCUACACUGUUGCCAGACCCGGACUUAGAAACUCCACUCCACAACUGUGCUGAUAUCCUGGCUCAGGUACAUGGGACUCGAGCUGAUCUGAGAGACCAGCCAUGGCCAGAUGCUGAAAAUACCUGGUAUACUGAUGGGAGCAGCUUUGUUCAGGAUGGCCACAGGUACGCCGGGGCAGCUGUGGUGAUGGAAACUGAGGUCAUUUGGGCAGAACCAUUGCCCACUGGGACCUCAGCACAAUGGGCGGAGCUCAUAGCUCUGACCAAAGCAUUGACUCUAGGGAAGGGCCAAAAGUUAAACAUAUAUACAGACAGCCGGUACACCUUUGCCACCGCACACAUCCAUGGGGCCAUCUACAGGGAGAGAGGACUAUUGACAGCCGAGGGGAGGACUAUCAAAAACAAAGAGGAGAUCCUUGCCCUUUUGACGGCCCUCUGGCUACCAAAGAAAUUGGCCAUUAUUCAUUGCCUAGGACACCAAAAAAGUGACACUCCGGUUGCUAGAGGAAAUAACCUAGGUGAUCAGACAGCCUGAAAAGUAGGCCUAGAGGCUAAUUUAACCUUAACCAAUCAGCUGCCUGAUCCAGGAAGUGCUGCCUUGCCAGAAAAACCCCAGUAUACUGAAGAAGAUUUAAAGUGGGUAAAACAAUUACCUAUGCCCCGGUGCCUCAACAGGUGGUGGAAAUCCUCUGAUUGUAAAGUCAUCCUGCCUGAAGCACUGGGAGAACAAGUUCUCUCCAAAAUGCACCAGGGCACCCACAUGGGCACUCGAAAGAUGCAAGACCUCCUGAGACAUGCUGAAAUAAAGGUUCGAGAUGCUAACUCCAAAAUUGAGCAUAUCGUUGCCACCUGCAAAGCCUGUCAAUUGACAAAUGCUACCCACUAUAAAACCAACCCAGGCAACAGGCUGAGAGGGAACCGGCCUGGAGCAUACUGGGAAUUGGACUUCACUGAGGUAAAACCUGGAAGGUAUGGUUAUAAGUACCUACUAGUUUUUGUAGACACUUUUUCAGGAUGGACAGAAGCUUUUCCUACCAAACAUGAGACAGCAUGAAUUGUGGUCAAGAAGAUGUUAGAAGACAUCUUGCCAAGCCUUCAGCGUGUUCAUGAAGACAUCUGGCCUAAACUGAAAGCUCUGUAUGAGUCUGGACCACCUCCUGAGACUCAUUGCUACCGACCAGGAGACUGGGUCUUUGUCUGGCGACAUCAGCAGAAGGACCUUGAGCCUCUGUUGGGGAGACAGAACCCACAUGCUCCCCUGAAUUUAUCUUGGAUGAUCAUUAGUACAUCCACGGGUGACAUUGUCAACAGUACAUCUAAAGUGACGCCACCGCUGACCUGGUGGCCCACCCUGGACUUUGAUCUGUGUCGACUCGCUGCAGGGACCUGGACCAUCGGAGACUGGGAAAUCGGACCCCAGGUGGUCCACGCACAGGAUUCCUCUAUAACCCAGUUAGACUUUCAUUUACUGACCAAGGUAAAAGAUAUACCAGAUGGGAAUCGGGCCGAACAUGGGGACUCCGCCUAUAUCAGGAUGGUCAUGACAAUGGGCUAUUGUUCACUGCCUCACCCAGCGGCCGCCACCUCUAGGCCGGGCAGGAAGGUGUCUGAUGUUGACCAGAGGCGCGAGCCGGGCUCCGGCUCCGAAUCCAGGUCUGCUGCCUCCAUAGCCCAGGCUGCAGCACCCGGGCUCCCGGUGCCUGCGAGCCCCCCCCCCCGCCCCCACACUGACCCUCUGAGCCAGUGGAGGAGCCUGGGCGGCAAGAAGCUGUCGGGGGCAGCGCGCUGA